Molecule: messenger RNA, 2958 nt
Organism: Acanthosepion pharaonis
Lineage: Eukaryota; Metazoa; Mollusca; Cephalopoda; Sepiida; Sepiidae
Source: the annotation of a GenBank genome assembly
AUGCAGGCAGUAUCUAUCUAUCUAUCUAUCUAUCUAUCUCUCUCUCUAUAUUUUCUUUAUUUCGCCACCUUUCACCCUCUAUGUCAUAGUUCUUUUUUUCUAUUUCUCCACCUUCCUCUCUAUCUUCCUUUUUUUAUUUCAUACCUUUUCUUUUCUCGCACUUUUCCCGCUAUCUCCCUCUAUCUUUUCUUUAUUCCUCCACCUUUCUCCAUAUCUCCUUUUUUAAUUCAUACACUUUCUUUUUUCUUCGCGUUUCCCCCUAUCUCCAUCUAUGUCAUGGCUUCUCUUUAUUCCUCCACCUUUCUCCAUAUCUCCCUUUUUUAUUUUAUACCUUUUCUUUCUUCCCCAUUUCUCCCCAUCUCCAUCUAUGUCUGGCUUUUUCUUUUUCCUCCACCUUUCUCCAUAUCUCCUUUUUUAUUUCAUACCUUUUUCUUUUUCCCCCACGUUUCUCCCUAUCUCCAUCUAUGUCAUGGCUUUUCUUUAUUCCUCCACCUUUCUCCAUAUCUCCCUUUUUUUUUCAUACCUUUUCUUUCUUCUCCAUCUAUGUCAUGUUUCUCCUCCACCUUUCUCCAUCUCCAUUUCUAUGUCAUUUCUUCCCCGUUUCUCCCUAUCUCCAUCUAUGUCAUGGCUUUUCUUUAUUCCUCCACCUUUCUCCAUAUCUCCCUUUUUUAUUUCAUACCUUUUCUUUCUUCCCCACGUUUCUCCCUAUCUCCAUCUAUGUCAUGGCUUUUCUUUAUUCCUCCACCUUUCUCCAUAUCUCCUUUUUUUAUUUCAUACCUUUUCUUUCUUCCCCACGUUUCUCCCUAUCUCCAUCUAUGUCAUGGCUUUUCUUUAUUCCCUCCACCUUUCACCUUUUUUUUAUUUUCUUUCUUCCCCCAUUUCUCCCUAUCUCCAUCUAUCUUUUCCCUCCACCUUUCUCCAUUCUCCUUUUUUAUUUCAUACCUUUUCUUUCUUCCCCACGUUUCUCCCUAUCUCCAUCUAUGUCAUGGCUUUUCUUUAUUCCUCCACCUUUCUCCAUAUCUCCCUUUUUUAUUUCAUACCUUUUCUUUCUUCCCCACGUUUCUCCCUAUCUCCAUCUAUGUCAUGGCUUUUCUUUUUUUCCUCCACCUUUCUCCAUAUCUCCUUUUUUUUUUCAUAUACUUUUUUCUUUUUUUCCCCACGUUUCUCCCUAUCUCCAUCUAUGUCAUGGCUUUUUCUUUAUUCCUCCACCUUUCUCCAUAUCUCCUUUUUUUAUUUCAUACCUUUUCUUUCUUCCCCACGUUUCUCCCUAUCUCCAUCUAUGUCAUGGCUUUUCUUUAUUCCUCCACCUUUCUCCAUAUCUCCCUUUUUUAUUUCAUACCUUUUCUUUCUUCCCCACGUUUCUCCCUAUCUCCAUCUAUGUCAUGGCUUUUCUUUAUUCCUUCCACCUUUCUCCAUAUCUCCCUUUUUUUUUGUUUCAUACCUUUUCUUUCUUCCCACGUUUCUCCUUAUCUCCAUCUAUGUCAUGGCUUCUCUUUAUUCCUCCACCUUUCUCCAUAUCUCCUUUUUUAUUUCAUACCUUUUCUUUCUUCCCCACGUUUCUCCCUAUCUCCAUCUAUGUCAUGGCUUUUCUUUAUUCCUCCACCUUUCUCCAUAUCUCCUUUUUUUAUUUCAUACCUUUUCUUUCUUCCCCACGUUUCUCCCUAUCUCCAUCUAUGUCAUGGCUUUUCUAUCUCCAUUUCUAUUUUCAUUCCCCACGUUUCUUUCUCCAUCUUGUCAUGGCUUUUUCUUUAUUCCUCCACCUUUCUCCAUAUCUCCCUUUUUUUAUUUCAUACCUUUUCUUUCUUCCCCACGUUUCUCCCUAUCUCCAUCUAUGUCAUAGCUUUUCUUUAUUCCUCCACCUUUCUCCAUAUCUCCUUUUUUAAUUUACACUUUCUUUUUUUCUUCGCCUUUCCCUUCUUCCCCAUGGCUUUCUUUAUUCCUCCACCUUUCUCCAUAUCUCCUUUUUUUAUUUCAUCUAUGUCAUCAUGGCUUUUCUUUAUUCCUCCACCUUUCUCCAUAUCUCCCUUUUUUUUAUUUCAUAAUUUUUUUUCUUCCCACGUUUCUCCCCAUUCCAUCUAUGUCAUUUUUCUUUCUUCCCCACCUUUCUCCAUAUCUCCCAUUUUAUUUCAUACUUUUCCAUCCCUAUCUCCAUAUGUCAUGGCUUUUCUUUAUUCCUCCACCUUUCUCCAUAUCUCCUUUUUUAUUUCAUACCUUUUCUUUCUUCCCCACGUUUCUCCCUAUCUCCAUCUAUGUCAUGGCUUUUCUUUAUUCCUCCACCUUUCUCCAUAUCUCCCUUUUUUAUUUCCCUUUUCUUUCUUCCCCACCUCCCUUCUCCAUCUAUGUCAUGGCUUUUCUUUAUUCCUCCACCUUUCCCAUAUCUCCCUUUUUUUAUUUCAUACCUUUUCUUUCUUCCCCACGUUCUCCCUAUCUCCAUCUAUGUCAUGGCUUUUCUUUAUUCCUCCACCUUUCUCCAUAUCUCCUUUUUUUUUUCAUUUUCUUUCUUCCCACGUUUCUCCCUAUUCCAUCUAUGUUUUACCCUGCCUCCCACUCCUUUCAUAUCUUUUUCUUUAUUCUUACAAACUUUCCUCUAUCGUUUUUUGUUUAUUACAUAACCUCCUUUUUUUUCCUAUCCCCUUUUAUUUCAUAUUCUUUCAUUAUUCCAACAUUUUUCUCUCAAUUUCCCUCUUUGCUUAUUUUAUAUCCUUUCUUUUUCUCGCAGUUCUCAACCUAUUUCCCUUUAAUUCAUACGUUUUCUUUAUACCCCUAACUUUCUCUCUAUCUCCAUUUAUUUUCUGCCCUCUCUUUGUCCCUCAAGUUUUUCCCUCUCUCCUUUUAUUUAAUACCAUUUCUUUCUUUAGUUCCUCUACUUUAUCUCUAUAUCUCCCUUCCAUAGCCUUUCCUUACCAACAAUUUUUUCUCCACGUCUCUCUUAUUUAUUUUAUACUUUUACCUUUCUAG